Eufriesea mexicana is the source of this 1038-nucleotide messenger RNA. RefSeq names its product chromatin modification-related protein EAF6/MEAF6 (gene Eaf6). The record is from RefSeq and is a predicted model, not a curated record. Gene Ontology annotation, cellular component: histone acetyltransferase complex. The transcript has 4 exons. Lineage: Eukaryota; Metazoa; Arthropoda; Insecta; Hymenoptera; Apidae. Bases 117 to 758 code for a protein of 213 amino acids.
CUAGAAAGUUUUCGUUGAAAAAUAUAGAACUAGUAUUUGUUGAAUGUAAAGAAUACGUUUUUACGUAAAAGUGUUCCAUCUGUUGUUAUUUUUAUAUCGAUAUAUUUAAAUACGUAAUGUCGACAAAGUCCUCUGUUGAUUUGCGAGCAGAACUCGCUGAAUUAGUGAAACGAAAAGCAGAAAUAGCUGAUACUCUCGCCAAUUUAGAACGUCAAAUCUAUGCAUUUGAAGGUAGUUAUUUGGAAGAUACACAACUAUAUGGUAAUAUAAUACGUGGUUGGGACAGAUAUUUAGCCAGUAAUAAAAACACUAAUAGCAAAGCAGAUAAACGAAAUAGGAAAUUUAAAGAAGCUGAAAGGCUAUUCUCAAAAUCUUCAAUCACCUCUAUGGCUGCUGUCAGCGGACUCGUCGAAAACACCCAGGAAAAAAUUGAGCGGUACAGUGAAUCGGAGUCGCAGAUCGGCAACAGCGGUAGCGAAGACAAUUGCAGCCUUGUAAAUUCUCACGGGACGACGGCCAAUAACACCAACGGUAAUAAGGAAUCAUCUGGGAAAAACCACUCUGUAACUGGCCAGUAUAGUCAGAAUGGAUCUCUCGCUUCAUCCACCGAGAUUGCUGGACAAUUUGCAAAUGGACACGCAAGCAAUGGCAGCCUUGAGCACGUGUCCUUGAAGGAGAAUACUGGAAAAGAUUCUUCAAAAAAUAAAUCUGGGAACAAUGCGAAAAAGAAUAGCAACAAGAGAUCCAGAAAUAGGUAGAAUAGACCCAAAAUGAUGUGAUUUUUAAAUGGUCCAUCUGAGGACUGUCAAUGGGACAUUUUUUUCUUUAUUCAAAUUGGAUUCUGUCGAUGUACCAGAUCUCUGUUUUUUAUAAUAAAUGCACCAAGAAUCACUGAGUUUCUAUGGAAGAGUAAAUGCUAUUAUUAGCAUUGUUAGCAAUAAGAAUAUACAAGAUAAAAGCUUGGGUAAUAAAGGGUGUUGGUCAUUUCGCCAUCCAGAUAGGAUUCCUAUUUCUGUUUCUAUAAAAAACAUAAUUAUA